AUGAAAUAUUAUUUUUACUUCCAGACUAAUCUUGAAAUAAAUCUUAAUGGCAAUCUUACUAAUUCAUAGUUUAAAUUUCAAAAAUAAUGGUAUAAAUGAAAAUGAUAAAAUUUAUGAUUGGGUAGGAAUAGCUGAAGUAUGAAAUUAAUUAGACGAUAGUAUUCUAAUCUUUUUAUUUAAAGUGAUAGAGAAUAAUGUCAAUUCAAAUUUAUAAGACUAUGAGAUUAAGAUGACACUAUAUCACAUUAUGCUGUUAAUUUAGGAAGAAAUGAUAAGAUAUAAUCAUAUAAAUUUCUAAAUUUCUUAAUUAUAUUUUGACAAUCAAGAUUAAAUAUUUAAAUCAAAUAUUACUAGUGCUUAUAAAUAAUCAAUUUAUCAAAAAUUUUAGAACUUUAAAAUUUAUUAUGGAAUCUAACCAGAAACUAACCAUUUUCAGUAGGGAACCAAGACAUUAACCUUUUUGGUAGAACUCCUUUUGAUAAUAGAGGAAAAAUUGGUGGAAAUUUGA
Paramecium sonneborni is the source of this 508-nucleotide messenger RNA. NCBI's taxonomy places the organism in Eukaryota, Ciliophora, Oligohymenophorea, Peniculida, Parameciidae. The record is from the annotation of a GenBank genome assembly.